Molecule: messenger RNA, 513 nt
Organism: Saccostrea echinata
Lineage: Eukaryota; Metazoa; Mollusca; Bivalvia; Ostreida; Ostreidae
Source: RefSeq, a predicted model, not a curated record
AUGGGUAAAGAGGGCACAAACACAAACAGAAAAAGAAAGCUAGAAGUCGACUUUUCCUGUGAAGGACUAAGUCAGACAAAGAAGCCGAGAUUGAGCGAGGAGAAUUUAAUCCUCUCAACAUUCAGAGAGAAUUUCCCGGAAAAAUUCCAAAAAUUCGAGAUGAAAAUGAAAACCUCUUCUGAAUCAUCUUUUUCGAAACCCUCUGAUGAGACUCCAAACUCCAAACCCUCUGAUGAGACUCCAAACUCCAAACCAACAGAGGAAAUCUCAAAUAACUCGACCAUCUCAACCUCCAAACCCACAGAUGAGGAUUCAGCAAAUCAGGAGAUUGAUUACUCCCCCCAGUCUCCUGAAUUAUUUCUUCCAGCUCCAACAACGCAUGAAUAUUUAUUGCAGCCGGAGCUCUUAGCACUGUCUGAGUUGGUCAACUCCAUGAGAGUCGACCUUUUACAAACAUCCACGUUAAUUAAUUAUAUACAAGAUUAUCUAAGCAGAUUGGAUUUUAGAAAAUAA